AUGGGUUCGACUGUCGAAGAUAUAUCUAGUAGUUCUGGUGUAACUGAUAAUUCUGCUGUAACGCCUUCAUCUCCAUUAUAUCUGCUUCCUUCUGAUUCACCUGGUACUAUUUUGGUCACCACAACUAUUGAUGGCACUGGCUAUGGAAGUUGGUGUAACGACAUGGUUGUGGCUUGGAUUCUGAAUAGUUUGGAUAGGGAAAUUAGGGAGACUGUGAUGUACGCUGAAAGUGCUGAGAAACUUUGGAAGGAGAUUGAGCGCAGAUUUAGUCAAGCUAGUGGAAUUAAGAUUUUUCAAAUUCGUAAGGAAAUUUCCUCGAUUAGCCAAGGCUCAUCAAGCAUUUCAUCAUAUUUUAACAGAAUCAAAAAGCUUUGGGAUGAGCUUUCUUUUUCUGUAUCGUAUCCUGAUUGUGUUUGUGGAUGCAAAGAGACCUACCAAAGGUUAGAUGAAGAACAGAAGGUUCAUCAAUUUCUAAUGGGUUUGAACGAAUCAUAUUCCACUAUUAGGAGGAACAUACUUAUGAUGAAGCCUCUACCUGAUGUAGAUAGUGUGUACUCAAUACUUGUUAAUGAUGAGAGCCAAUCUAGUGUUCAAGCUAAUGUGCCAUCUCUUAAUUCUGAUUCUACUGCUUUCUCUGCUGGUGUUCAGAAGUCAUACUCUCAAAGAGUUAAUUUCGACACUCAAAGAGCUAGUUUUAACCCUUCCAGAAAAAACAAUAUUGUUUGUCGUUAUUGCAAGAAGCCUGGUCAUCAGAUUGAGAAAUGCUACAAGCGUCAUGGUUACCCUUCUGGUUUUCAGACUAAGUUCAAACGAACUGUAGCAUUUGCUCAAGUGUCUGAUACUCCACCUGUUGGACAUUCUGAAAAUUCUGCUGGUGAUACCAAAAUAGUUCAAUCUGAUGGUGGGAAUUCUAGUAUAACCAAGGAACAAUUUGAUCAAUUGCUGAGCCUUCUGCUUUCUCGUGCUUCUGGAACAUCACAAGAGAUCUCUACUUGUUCUGCUAAUUUUGCGGCUCUGAUAGGUAAUCCUGAUUUCAAAUCUUGUGGUCUGCUUGCUUGCAAUUUUUCUAGGGUAGAAGAUAGCACUUGGAUCAUAGAUUCAGGGGCAACACAUCACAUGACCCCAAACUCUUCUUUUCUAACUGACAUUAAACCUCUAGUCUUACCUUAUCUUGUCACUUUACCAAAUGGUUAUAAGGUAAAGGUGAUUUGUACAGGUACUCUUACCCUGUCCUCUGAAAUAUCUCUUACUCAUGUUCUCUUAGUGCCUUCCUUCCAGUAUAACCUCAUUUCUCUUGCUCAACUAGUUUUACAGCUGAAUUGUUUGGCUUAUUUUUCUUCUAUUGCUUGUGUUUUGCAGGGCCCUUCUCUGAAGAAGCCAGUGGGUCUUGGUAGUCUUCAGAAUAGGCUCUACAUUCUCAAUCCUGCAAACCUUGUUACUUCUGAGUCUACUUUUCAUCCUUCAUUUGUAAAUACCAUUACUGCCUCCACUUUACAUGAUUUGAAUAAGAGCAGUAGUUCUACUUCUAAUCUUGCAUCUUCUGUAUCUGUGAAUGCUGAUGUUUCUUCUGCUAUUCAAUCUCAUGAGUUGUCUUUUGACCAUUCUUGGCACUUGAGGCUUGGACACAUGCCCUUUAAUAAAAUGAAGUCCAUUCCAUUCUUGUCUGAUAAACUGUCAAAGAAACAAACGUACUUGUGUCCUAUUUGCCCCAUGGCUAGGCAACAAUGA
Nicotiana attenuata is the source of this 1728-nucleotide messenger RNA. RefSeq lists its product as uncharacterized. Bases 1 to 1728 code for a protein of 575 amino acids. The transcript has 2 exons. Lineage: Eukaryota; Viridiplantae; Streptophyta; Magnoliopsida; Solanales; Solanaceae. The record is from RefSeq and is a predicted model, not a curated record. Gene Ontology annotation, molecular function: zinc ion binding; nucleic acid binding.